GUGUACGAUGUGGCGCAAAUGAAGAAUGCGUACGUAGUACCGCUCGUGAUUUUCACUGUGAAUGUAUUCUUGGAUAUGAGCGUAAUUUGCAUACCGGGGAAUGUUCUGUACCAGGGUCUUGUGAUCCAACAUCGCCGAAUCCUUGCGACAUUCGUAAACGAGAAAAAUGCAUGCCGCAUUCCAGCGGACGCUACUAUUUAUGUCAGUGUGCUGAAGGCGAAAAGCGUCAUCACGUUACCGGAAUUUGCUUACAAGAUGAAUGCGCUUCGGGUGCUAAUGAUUGCGACAAAAAUGCUCGUUGCAUUGAUACGGAUGAUGGAUACUUAUGUGCUUGCCGGAACGGUUUUUUGGAUCAGAGUUUAGAUCUGGUCAAUAAACCGGGACGUAUUUGUGUAGCUGAAAGGGAUGAAUGCAAAGAUGGUACGCAUAAGUGCUCACCAAAUGCUAUUUGCACAGAUACAGUACAAGGAUAUAUCUGCCGUUGCAAACCAGGAUUUAUCGAUUUCUCGCCAAAUCCCCAAAGCUUCGGUGGCGUUGUUUGUAAAGAAGUUGUAAAUGAAUGUCAGAAUCCUUCCCUCAAUACUUGUGAUAAGAAUGCGAUCUGCAUUGAUACGGCUGAUUCCUAUAAAUGUAUUUGCAAAACAGGCUAUACAGAUUUGGAUGAACUUCGAAAUCCAGGACGAAAUUGUCAGAAAGAAAGGCAUAAUGACCGAUGUAGACAAGGUAAUAAUGAUUGUGAUCGAAAUGCACGAUGCAUUGAGCGUGAUGGUAACGAUUAUGUUUGUGCUUGUACCUCAGGUUAUCGUGAUAAAAGUCCAGAUCCAAGUCGGCCAGGACGAGUGUGCAUUCCAUUAAUUCCGGAAUGUGAUAAUCCGACAUUGAAUGACUGUGAUUCACCGGAUCGUGCUAUCUGCACUGAUACUGAUGAAGGCUAUUUAUGUCGUUGUCGGCAGGGUUUCCUGGAUAUCUCACCAAAUAUUACUUCAAAACCUGGGCGUCUUUGCAAACCAUUAGAAAAUGAAUGCGCCAAGAAAGUUGAUGAUUGCGCUCGAGAUGGUGGGAUCUGUGAGGACACGCCGGAUUCCUAUACGUGUCGUUGCGCAAUUAACUAUUUAGAUGUAUCGUUCGACCGUCAAAAUCGUCCAGGUCGAAAAUGCAAACGACUUAUUGAUGAAUGCCAAACCGGACAGAAUGAUUGCUCGGUUGAAGCAAUAUGUACGGAUACGGAGGAUUCCUAUGAAUGUGCUUGUCCACCCGGUUACAUCGAUGUAUCACCGGAUAUUGCCCGAAAGCCCGGAAGACGUUGCUUAUUGAGAAUAAAUGAAUGUAAAGAAAAUCGUCAUGAUUGUUCUCCGAAUGCAGAUUGCAUAGAUACAGCGGAAUCAUUUAUAUGCAAAUGUCGAGAUGAUUUUGUGGAUGAAUCACCGGAUAUUGCUAACCGUCCGGGGCGAUUAUGUCGACCGGAAUUGAUUGACGAGUGUCGACUUGGGAAACAUGACUGUCAUGAACAUGCAGUAUGCCAAGAUUUACCCCAAAGUUAUACCUGUCACUGCAAGUCUGAAUUUAUCGACCAGAGUCCUAAUCGGGUGGCACUACCUGGGCGUUUGUGCAUUCCAAGACCAACUCCACCACCCCCAGAAUGUCGUAUCGAUGCAAGUGCAUCAUCAUGUAAACAAGAACUGAAUGAAGUUUGUCGUUUAAUCAAUGGUCAACCGAAGUGUGCAUGUCCAAUAAACUAUAGCCGAGAUAAAGGAACGAAAUCGUGUACGGUCAUCAACGAAUGUGACUUUCCUCAAUUAAAUGACUGUCAUCCAAGUGCAGACUGUAUCGAUGAGCCAACCUCAUUUACAUGUCGUUGCAAACAAGGCUUCAAAGACGUAUCCGCUAAUAAUAAGCCAGGACGUAUCUGCCAGCCACAUAUUAAUGAAUGUAAAUUGCCACAUCUGAAUGAUUGCCAUCAAAAUGCGAUAUGUAUCGAUAAGGAAGAUGGUUAUGAAUGCAAAUGCAAUCAGGGUUAUAUGGACCGGAAACCGGAACGUCCAGGAAGAUUAUGUAAGAAGAUGAUUAAUGAAUGCGCAAAAACAGAACUUAAUAGUUGCGAUAAGAAUGCAAAUUGUAUCGAUGAGGAAGAUGGUUAUCGUUGCGAGUGCAAAGAUGGCUUUCUGGAUGUAUCACCGUCACCAACAUUUCGUGGCCGUGCAUGUCGUGCACUCAUCAAUGAAUGCUCUGAUCCUAAAUUAAAUGAUUGUGAUAAGACAGCAAAAUGCACUGAUACCACCGAUUCUUAUCAAUGUGAAUGUCCAUCAGAUUCGAAGGAUAUCUCUCCAAAUCCAGCAUUUCCGGGUCGUGUAUGUCUUGUUUUUGAAAAUGAAUGCUUAACCGGUAAGCACGAUUGUGAUCCAAAUGCAAUUUGCCGUGACAACGAACAAUCAUUUACAUGCGAAUGCGCGCAGGGAUUCACUGAUCGAUCACCAAAUCGUCUCAAUCGACCGGGUCGUGUGUGUGUAGAACUCAUCGAUGAAUGCGCAAGCAAAAGGCAUACGUGUAGCGCUCAAGCGGAAUGCCGUGAUUUGGAAGAAGGUUAUACUUGUGAAUGUAAAGAUGGAUUUAUUGAUCGAUCACCCAAUUUACUUACACAACCAGGACGAGUAUGCGGUACACCAGAAGUUUGUCCAUCAAAUCAUGAAUGCAGUUCAGCAGCUGUAUGUGAACCUCUUGGUGGUAAUAAAUAUGAAUGUACUUGUAUACAAGGUUACCUGGAUCAAUCACCACCUGGAAAAAAAGGGCGAAUUUGUGUUCGAAAUAGUGCAUGCCGCGAUCCACGUUUGAAUAAUUGCUCACGUAAUGCCAUUUGUUACGAUGAACCAAAAGGAUAUCGUUGCGAAUGCGCGCACGGUUAUUUCGAUCGUUCACCUGACGGAACACAAAGCGGAUAUGUUUGUGAACCACCCGCACCUGUUACGCCACCACCAAGACAUCCAUGCCAAGAUCCACUUCUAAAUGAUUGUCAUCCAGCUGGAACAUGUCGUGCAACCGGAAAACAAACAUAUACCUGUGAAUGCUUACAAGGUUAUGUGGAUCGCUCACCGGAUACUCGAAAUAAGCCAGGCCGUAUUUGCAUUCUUACAGAACCGAUUUGUUUGGAUUCAAGUCAGAACGAUUGCCAUCCGGCUGCUAUUUGCAGUGAAACACAAAGUGAUGAAAAGUUUACAUGUCGUUGUCGAGAUGGCUACAUCGAUCAGUCACCGGAUAAGACCAAUCGACCGGGACGGAUUUGUGUUGAACAAGUGAACGAAUGUUUAGAUCGUUCAUUGAAUGAUUGUGAUCCGUUAGCUAUUUGUCAAGACUUACCAGAUGGUUACACAUGUCGUUGUCCACUAAAUUCCGUUGAUCGGUCACCAAAUUCCAAUCGGCCUGGCCGUAAAUGUUUCCAGCAAAUAAACGAAUGCCGAAAUCCAUCACUAAAUAACUGUUCACGUUUCGCAGAUUGUAUCGAUAAGCAGGAAGGUUAUGAAUGUCGCUGUCGUGAUGGAUAUCACGAUGGUAAUCCGGAACAUCCUGGUACCACAUGCAUUUACAUCAUCAAUGAAUGUGAAUCGGCAAACCUGAAUGAUUGUGAUCGUCAUGCGGAAUGCAUCGACCUGCAAGGUGGUUAUGAAUGUCGCUGUAAAGAACCGUAUCAUGAUGAGUCACCACCGGGACAACCCGGUAGAAUAUGUCGCUUUAAUGAAUGUUCGAUUUCGACCGAUAACACAUGUGAUAAGAAAUUUGCAAUUUGCGAAGAUUUAGAUGAUGGAUAUACAUGUCACUGUAAAGCGGGAUAUUAUGAUAAUUCACCGAAUACACAGGAACCGGGCAGAGUUUGCAUUGAAUUUCAAAAAGAGAAAAUCACGACAGUUUUACCACAAGAUGCUCCACGUAUUGAUGGGAUAUUAUGUGGUCGUAAUAAUUAUUGCGCAAUAAAACGUAAUGAAGUAUGUGUUGGCGGUGUUAAAUGUAUGUGUCGACCAAGUGAGGCACGUGCAACAACGAAAGAUCGUUGUGAACCGGUCGAGCGUAUACCGUUCUCAAUUCGUAUACUUAAUAAGGAUGCCGCAACAUUAUCAUAUAGUUCGGAAUAUGGUAGUAGUGAUAAUGCACCGUAUGUUGAGAUAACGCAUUUAUUUACAAAAGACAUUGGACGUGCGAUGAGCAGUACCACAUAUGGAACACGUUACGUUACUACUGAUGUCAAUUAUAUUACUCAUCCAAAAACUGUUAAUAGCUCUUGGCCAGAUGGUUUACUGUUUAACUUUUCGGUGGCACUUCUUCCAACCGGAACACCAACUGAUGUUUGCAACUUGUGGGAACAGUUAGCGAAAUCAAUUCAACGAACUAAUGGUGCUAUUGGUGGUGGAUCACUUCGAGUAGCACCGGAUUAUGAUCAGUUAAAUCCAUGCCGACCAAAGCUACCACGUGGUGAAGCAUGUGGUGCUACUAUUUGUAAUAGUGAGCUGGGAGAGGUGUGUAUCGCGGGAUCUCUGUGCGGUUGUAGGCACGGUGAGAAGCGCUCAUCGCCAACUGAUAUUUGUAGACCGGUGGAAGCAUGGAAUAUUGUUUUAUGGGUAAUACGGAAGAAUGAUGAAAAAUUGGUGUAUACAGAUAUAUUAGCAAAUCCACGGCAUGCGGUAACAAAGGAAUUUGUCAGAAGAUUUGAAAAUGGUAUCGGACAGUGCUAUCCGAAUACCGCAUUAGCUGGCUCUUUUGUUACAGCUGAGGUUAAUGAAAUAAUAGAUCCAGUGAGUAUUAAUGCAACAUGGGAUCGAGGUUUUCUAUUCAAUUCAACUGUUUAUUUCCGGAAAGGAUCAGUACGGUUGCCAUCAGAUGUUUAUCAUAUGCUUAUUCGAUAUAUUGUCGAUCAAAACAAUUAUCAGAUUGGUCAAAGUGGCUUGUACAUUAAUGGUUAUCAACCGGAUCCAUUCAAAGCGUGCUGGAAGAAUAAUUGCCAUCCGAAGGGAAUUUGCAUUAAUCUGGGACCAAAUGCAUAUCGAUGUGAAUGUGGACAAGGAUAUCGAGAUCUGAAUCCAUCAGAUCCUGGAAGACGAUGCUUACCCAAUACUGGCUAUAAUGAGUGUGAAAGAAAAGAAGAUAAUGAAUGCUCUGAAAAUGCUCGUUGUAUUGAUCAGGAACAUCUUUACAAAUGUGAAUGUUUACCAUCAUUUACCGAUGCAUCACCGAAAGAUGCCAUUGCCGGAAGUGUUUGUGUUUUGGAUUACUGCUCAGAUGUUAACUUCUGUCCAGCAAAUACGACAUGUGUAAAUCAGGAACAGCAAGCAAUAUGCCAAUGUGAUCCGGGCUAUGUUGAUAUUCGGAAAAGUGAGAAAAGGACACAGUUGUUUGACCAGGAUACUUUAUGUUUGAAAAUGCGUGAUAUCGAUGAAUGCGCAUUAGGCAUUACCAAUUGUUCAGGUGUUGCGGAGUGUAUUGAUAAAGCGAUAGGUUAUGAAUGUCAUUGUCCGGAAGGUUAUGUGGAUGGAAAUCCGGAAGAACCAGGACGAGUUUGCGGUGCAUUGCUUUGCGAUCUAUGCAAUUCGCAUGGUGAUUGUGUCCACAAUGCUUUGACCAAUAACAUUACUUGUGUGUGCAGUAAUGGUUGGUCUGGUGAAUUUUGCGAUGUGGCACCAUCAAAGGCUUCAAUGAUACUGCUUGUCGUCCUUGCAGUUCUUUUCCUUCUACUCACACUUUGCUGUUUAUUAUAUUUCUGCACGAAAUGUAUCUGUUUUAAACGUCAUAAUUUAUUGUACCGUGAACCAUUUACGUAUCGCAAAGGUGCUUGGCCUUGGUCUACCCUGGAAGCUUCAACAUCAAGCGAAAGUGGUGCUGAUUUUUCAGCAAUGAGUGCCGCAGGCCAUGAAUAUUAUCCGGAAAUUGGUAUUCCACGUGCAAAACUAAAAUCUGGGAAUGGUAUCAUGGAUGAUCAGCAACAUCGAUCAUUAAUUGUAUCGAGGCUUCACGAUUAUCUCGAUGAUGGUAUGCGUAUUCCACGUGCACAUCUUGAUCGUGAUAAUGAUGCAUAUGAUUCUACAUCACAAUCAUCGAGCGAAUAUACCAUACGUGAAGAAAUUAAAAGGCAUGUAAUCACCGACGUUACAAGAAAAGAAACUAAGAAAACAAUGACCACUGCUGAUGUUCACGAUACAACCGCUGAGUUUCACGUAUAUCCACCAAUUGAAGUUACAACCGAAUCACAUUCAUCAUCUCAGGUUGGAACACAUAAUUCUAGUUCAUUGUUAGACAAGGAUGAACAGGAAAGAGGUGAAAGUAUAGCAGAAUUUAGCAUUGGUAAUACACGACGUGAUUGGAAUGCAGCAGCUGGUAGAAGCUGUGAAUUUAGUACGGAUCGUGAUUUGGAAUCAGUUGUCAGUGAUGCAACAGCUGAAGAUGCGGUGUAUGAUAAGAAGACAUCGGUGAAACGAUCACAUAAUUUUGAGCCAACUAUUGGAGGUGGUACCGAGCGUUAUCGUACCGAAAUAACCACAACCAAAUCAACGAAAGGAGUUUCGAAAUAUUGA
Acanthocheilonema viteae is the source of this 6551-nucleotide messenger RNA. Lineage: Eukaryota; Metazoa; Nematoda; Chromadorea; Rhabditida; Onchocercidae. The record is from the annotation of a GenBank genome assembly.